Bursaphelenchus xylophilus (pine wood nematode) is the source of this 5413-nucleotide messenger RNA. NCBI's taxonomy places the organism in Eukaryota, Metazoa, Nematoda, Chromadorea, Rhabditida, Aphelenchoididae. The record is from the annotation of a GenBank genome assembly.
AUGGUUCACAAAGACGCUUUCGUGCCGUUGGAUGAGUUCCCGGAGGUGAAAAAAGCGAAGAAUAAGGGAAUUAAGGGCCAGCUGUUGGACAAAUUCAAGGUAAGGAUUACUGUAUUUUUUUUUAAAUAAUUUUUUUUGCGCUAGCCGGCCCAAACCUUCAGAAGUUCUGAACAACAACUUUUUCUUCAUUUUUUUCAAAUUUUAGCCAAAUCCGAAAAAUCAGGGCCAUUUUAUACGCCUAAAUAUGUUUUAUCGUAUAAAAUGUCUCACGCCUUCAAUUCUGGAGUGAUUCUUUGGUUGUUUGAUGAUUCUGCAAGAAAAUAUUCUGAUCUAUCCUUCUAACGCAGGUUUUAUCAAAUUUUUUUAGUCAGAGAUAUUUUAUACGUAGAAACAUGUUUGAUGGUAUAAAAUGUCUUACUUGUCAUGCAGCCAUACGAAAAGAGCUGCACUUGAUAAAAUACGGCAUUUCUAAGUAAUUGCUACUUAAUUUUUGUGAAUUUCUUCACGGUUGACCACCUUCUACGAUGAAACAUGUUUUUUCGUAUAACGUGUCACAGAAUAGUCAUGUGUCUAAAAAAAUUAUGUUAACACGGUAAAAUAUGGCUGUCAUCAAGUAGCUAAAUUAAAUUUUCCAAGAUUUUUGGUCUCGGACAUCUUAUACGAUGAAACAUGUUUACUGGUAUAAAAUGUCUUCAGAUAAAACACGAAUAUGGCACUAUCGUAUUUUACCACUUUUCAGCCUUAAAACUUCCCUAUUUCAGAAUAUCCAGACCAGAUUUUCACGGGAUCUCCCCGCCGAACCAGUCCGCGCUCCAUUAGCAAGGCCAGAAGAGAGUCGAGAAUGCUCUGUAGCUUCUUAUUAUUGUCAGAUCGAGGACACAACUGUCCGGGAUGACCGAAAAUCACCUCUAGCAAAAUUGCGGAAACGGCUUUUGGCCAGAAAUGAUUUGGAUCGGAAAUUAAUUCGAAUGAAAAGUGAUGAACAUCAGAGCAGAAGGCCUCACAAUCUACGGCAAAUGCAAUCAAAAAGUGUGGAUGAUGAUCUGGAAGGCUCCACCGAUGAAUAGUAUGUUGAUUUUGGGUAUUUUUGGCGAUUUUAUACGAUCAAACAUGUUUUGUCGUACAAAAUGUCCACCGGACAUUGAAACGGUGUAAAAAUGGCUUUUAUUGAGUUAAUUUGGACAUGUAAUUCUUUUUAAUCUGGAAUUAUUGGAAUACGUUGUUCUAUUGACGUUUUAUACCAUCAAACAUGUUUUGUCGUAUAAAAUGUCCAAACCUUUCAACUAUACAAAAAUUUGCUUAUCGAUGACUUGGAAUGAACAUAUCCUGUCAUAUUUCAAAAUAUUUUGUUUAUGAGCCGAUUAGCAGACAUUUUAUACGCUAAAACAUGUUUGGACAUAUAAAAUGUCAUAACUGAAAGAUUUUAAAAUAUUUUUAUCCUUUCCUAGCCAUUAAUUGGCCGCCUAGAGCUUUGUCUCGCUAUGAAAGACAAUACUUUGCUAAAACCCUUGAUUAAGACAUUUUAUACGAGAAAACAUGUUUGAUCGUAUAAAAUGUCGGGGAUUGCCGAAACAUGCCACAAUGUUGAUUUUUUCAGCACCGAGAUUCCAAUGGAUCUGUCGAUUCAAAGUUCGCCGCCUGACGUCGUAUCUCAUCGCUCAAAUCGCCCCACUGCACCUCGUCCCCGCUCUCUGGACAAAUUGCCGCCGGUCCCGAACGGAAAACAUCGAAUAAUGGAGCGGAAGAUACUCUCCGGAUCAUAUCAAAUCCGAGUAGUACGACGACCACAUUCGUUGGACUUGGAGCGGCGAGAGAUGACGGCAAAUUCGUGGCAAAGCCAGACAAGCGCUGUCACCGAGGAUUUCAGAGAUUAUAGGUAAAUUUUGGGCGAUUUUCUGGGUACUAAACGUCUUAGUUUCGGCUAAAGACAUCAGGGAUCAUCAUUUAGCAAUUGGAUUUUGAAUUGCAAGGCUGGGAGACAUGUUAUACGAUAAAAUAUGUUUCAUCGUAUAAGAUGUCUGUAAGCCGCAAAGAGCUAAAAGAUGGAGAGUUUUCCUCUAGUACACGCUAUUCUUUGAUAAAACAAAAAAAUUUGCAUAACGUUGGACAUUUUAUACGACCAAACAUGCUUCAUCGUAUAACUUGUCCCACAGCGCUUGUUCAAUAUAAAAUGCCUGAAGAUUUGUAACUUAUUUAUCAGCAGUACAGAAAAAGCCAAAUUUUAAAACCAUAAGCCGUUUAGGAGACAUUUUAUACGACCAAACAUUUUUCAUCGUAUAACUUGUCGUUCAUCAUCUGUUCUCGAUUUUUUAGAGACGGAAUCUUCGACGAUAUCUAUGACGAAGUUUACGAGGAAAAAUCAAAGCCUAAGGCCACCGUGGAGCCCAUGAAAACCCCAAAAAUACCAAUUGAAAAGCCGGCUGUCACUAAAAACGAGCGAAAAUUGGAAGAUGUUCUGGAAGAUGAGGAGCCGGAAGAACAAUUUGUCGAUGUCAUCAUGCGAAAACCGGAGGAGAAAUCGAUUUAUCGGCUGAAUUUGAGGCCAACGGAAAAAGUGGACAUUGAAGUUGGCCAGGAAAAUCAAAAAAUUUCGUUGGAGAAUGGUAAAUUGAAGCAUUUUUUUGUGUAUUAAAAUACGUAUUUUACAAUUUAAAACCAAUCGCUGCACCGUGCAAACAAAGUUUUUCCGACUGCACUGUGCAGUUUUUAUUUUGCUCAAUUUUGCACCGUGCAGUAAAAAAAAUUUGGAAAUUUUUUUUUGCACUGUGCAAACUUCAAUUUCGUUACGUCUUGCACAGUGCAGACCGAAAAUUUGUCGCCACUGCACCGUGCAACAAACCGGUUUUUCCACUGCACUGUGCGGUUUUUAUUUUUCUCAAUUUUGCACCGUGCAGUCAAAAUUUUUGGCGAUUUCUUUUCUGCACUGUGCGAACUUCAGUUUCGUUACAUUUUGCACAGUGCAGACCGAAAAUUUGUCGCCGCUGCACUGUGCAACAAACUGGUUUUACACUGCACUGUGCGAAUUUAUUCCUUUUUUCUAAUUGCACUGUGCGAUACAAAAGCAAAAAAUGGCGCAAAAAUUUUUUUUUGGGGUCUUUAAUUUUCUAAAAUUUGAAUUGCAGCUCAAACCAAGUCGAAUAACGACGCAACUGAAGACUUUGAGAACACCGAAAAUGAUUUGGACAGUAAAAUCUACAAUUAUGAGUGUUACAGUCCGACGCAAACCGCAUUUUCCGGAGCUUCGACGAGAACAAGAACCAACAGUGAGACUUCGAGCAUGAUCAGUAAUCUGGUAGGCCAAAACCUCAAUUUUUCGCAAAAAUUUCUUCUGCACAGUGCGAAAAAACUCGAUUUUUUCAGCCCGAUCCCUCGAUUCCGGAUGUCGAUGAAGACGGUGUGGAAUGGAUUCACACGUGCCCAAUUGUCACCACAAGGCUUAUAAAGCAGGAUUUGAACAAGUUUUAUCCUCGUAUUCUGCCGUACGGCAUGUUAUUGCGAUGUGACAAGGGCUUUGUAAAUAUGCCAAUUACCGAGUAUUUUGUUAUAUGGAGUAAUGGAUAUGUUGCGAUGGGAAUCAUCAAGGAUAUUGAGGGAUAUGAAGGUCGGUUUUGAGAGAUUUACGAGCUUUGGAGACGGGUUAUACGAUCAAACGUGUUUCAUCGUAUAAAAAGUCGCCAGGCGUACAGAAAUUUUUAACUAUCUGUAUUUUGAUAAGACAUUGCACUUGACAGUCGUUUUUUGUAAUAGCGACGCUACAGCGACAAGUUAUACGAUGAAACAUGUUUCAUCGUAUAAAAAGUCGCCAGGGCGUCCAAAAACUUUAAACUUGUUGUAUUUUGGUGACAUAUCACAUUUGACUGUCGUUUUUAUAAUAACAACAUGAAAGCGACAAGUUAUACGACAAAACAUGUUUCAUCGUAUAACAUGGUUCUGACGACUUAAAUAUUAAAAAUUUUGACUGAGACUUGUCACAUUUAACGUAUUUAUUAUUCUUAAAGUGAUUUAUGUAUGUAAAAAGUUAAGCGACAAGUUAUACGAUCAAACCGGUUUCAUCGUAUAAAAUGUCCCCCGCUAAAAUCUGAAGUCAGAUUUUAAUUUCAGGUCAACCAGUGAGUAUUCAAGUUGGCAAUUUUCAUUGCUCAAAGGCAGGCGAUCUUUUCGUCGGCUGCACUGUGCAAGUCUCCCGUUACAGUAAUGUAAAAAUCAACGGGAAAGUCCGAAAACUAGUGCACCCCGAAGACUUCACCUUCGAGGAUUUGAGUGAUCAAAGCGGAAUCCCAAAGCCCCAAGCGUUCGCCGUGAAAUGGUCGAUAAAAAGGGAGAAUCAACCCGAACUGCUGAGGCACUUGGGGAAGAUCGAGGAAUUUCGCUUCGCCCAGCGGAAAAAUGGAAGAGGAUUUCGAUUAUUUGGGGUGGUUAUGGACUCCGAGAACAUGCAAAAGCAUUUGGUAAAGGACGACAACUUUCCUGGAUACAUAAAAGGCGGGUUUUUCGGGUUUUCGAAAACCGCACUGUGCGGAGAAAAGUUUUGAGAAUUUUGCACGGUGCAAGGGGAAAUCGGAUUAUUUUUACAAUUUUAUAUUGUAAAUUGGAAGCAUUUGAUGAUGCUUGCCUGAAAAAAAUUCUCUAGAAUCAUCGUUGCACAGUGCAAUAUCCAUUUUUUCAAACUGCACAGUGCAGUUUAAUGUUUUGCAAUUUUUGCACGGUGCAAGAGAAAAUAAGAUUAUUUUUGAAGCUAGAUAAUAUUGGAGAACCAUUUCAAACCAUAUUUGCAAUUCUCAUAAUUUUUCGAUAUGUUGCACAGUGCAAAUUUCGACUUUUUUCAAACUGCACAGUGCAAUUUAAAGUUUUGCAAUUUUUGCACGGUGCAAUAGACAGUACGGUUAUUUUUGAAGCUAGAUAAUAUUGGAGGACCAUUUCAAACCAUACUUGCAAUUCUCAUAAUUUUUCGAUAUGUUGCACAGUGCAAAUUUCGAGUUUUUUCAACCUGCACAGUGCGGUUUAAAAUUUUGCAAUUUUUGCACGGUGCAUGGGAAAUUCGGAAAACUUUUUUUGGCCACACGAUUUUCAGGCCAGGUAAAAUAAUUUUAUUUCAUUUUCAAUACUAUUCAAUUCUUUUGCACUGUGCAAUUCCGAUUUCUUUUCAUUGCACCGUGCAGAAUUUUACAAGCUGAAAAUUUUAUUUUUCCUUGCGAAUUUUGAUGUCCAAUCUAAAAUAGAACAAUUUUCAGAGCCCUUAAAAGUUGGAGAGCCAGUAGUUUUGACGUUCGCUCGUCUGCCCGUCCCCUAUUGUCAUGUGAAAUGUGAAUUUAAUGAUCUCAUCUUGCCCGAAUGGUGUCAGCGGCUGGAUAAAACGCUGUUGACCCGCGAACCUCUCGACUUUUUCCUCACCGUGGACACCCAUUAUGUAUAA